Messenger RNA from Penicillium coprophilum, 819 nucleotides. RefSeq lists its product as uncharacterized. The transcript is spliced from 2 exons. The record is from RefSeq and is a predicted model, not a curated record. The coding region runs from base 1 to 819 and encodes 272 amino acids. Lineage: Eukaryota; Fungi; Ascomycota; Eurotiomycetes; Eurotiales; Aspergillaceae.
AUGCGCGUCCUUCUACUCGGCGGUCACGGCAAAGUCGCCCUCCACCUUACUCCGCUCCUCCUCAACAGAGGCUGGAAUGUAACCAGCGUCGUUCGCAACCCCGCGCAUGAAACCGAGAUUCUGGCUCUAGGCCAAGGGCACAAGGGCACUGUCAAAGUGCUAGUCUCUAGUCUAGAGGAUGUAAAGAGUCCCUCAGAUGCUCAAGUAAUCAUCGACACAGCUACACCGGACUACGUCGUCUGGUCUGCUGGCGCCGGUGGUGUGGGCGGCCCAGCACGCACAAUCGCUAUCGACCAAGAAGCCGCGAAGCACUUCAUGACAGCCUCCUUCGCCACACCGGGAAUUAGCAAGUUCCUCAUGGUCUCCUACCUCGGUAGUCGGCGUAAUCAGCCGAGCUGGAUGCCAGAUGACCAAUGGGCGGGGUUAGUGAAGACCAACUUGGAAGUCCUGCCGACCUACGCGAAAGCCAAGAUAGAAGCCGACGAGUACAUGACAGCAUUGGCUGAACAGCGAAAGCGCGCGUCUGGAUCGCUGCCGCCUUUCCAGGCUAUUAACCUGCGGCCUGGCAUUCUGACCAACCAGCCUGCGACGCGGAAGGUCGCCCUGGGGACCACGCCUAACGGCCGGGGAAGUGUCACUCGGGAGGAUGUGGCAAUUGUCGCAGAUCUUCUACUUUCUAGGGCUGAUACGGAGGGGUGGAUUGAUCUUGUUAAUGGGGAGGAAGACGUUGAGGAGGCUGUUGAUAGGGUUGCGAGGGAGAAGAUUGAUGCUGUUGCUGGGGAGGAUGUUGAGGGAAUGGUUAAGAGGUUCUUUCCGUAA